Molecule: messenger RNA, 1107 nt
Organism: Paraphaeosphaeria sporulosa
Lineage: Eukaryota; Fungi; Ascomycota; Dothideomycetes; Pleosporales; Didymosphaeriaceae
Product: alcohol dehydrogenase
Exons: 1
Coding region: 1-1107 (368 amino acids)
Cellular component (GO): mitochondrion
Molecular function (GO): oxidoreductase activity
Source: RefSeq, a predicted model, not a curated record
AUGGCCGUCCCAUCAACCCAGUCCGCCCUCGUACAAGAAAUCUACGCCAGCCCCCUCACCCUGAAACGCAUCCCCGUCCCACCCGUUACCCCCGGUAGCGCCCUGAUACGCGUCCUCUGUACCCCGGUUCUCUCCUACGCCCGCGAAGUCUACAAUGGCACCCGUCGGUACCCCUAUACCGUCCCCAUCGUACCCGGGUCAAGUUGCAUUGGGCGCGUCGCCGCCCUCGGCCCGGACUCGACAUCCCUCCAGCCCGGGCAGCUCGUCUGGGUUGACGCGCUUGUGCACUCGCGGGACGACCCGGAUGACAUGGUCUUGCGCGGCUUGGUCGCAGCGGGGACCUCGGGGAGUAAGAAGCUGAUGGACGGCGUGUGGCGCGACGGGACGUGUGCGGAGUACACGCUUGCGCCGCUGGAGAGCGUAUUUAAGUUGGAUGAAGAGCGGCUGACGGAAUUGGGGUAUGCGGACAGCGAUCUUGCUACGCUGACGAGGUACCUUUGUCUUGGGGGGCUGCGGGAUAUCAACCUGCAGGCCGGCGAGACGAUCGUUGUGGCGCCUGCGACGGGGGCGUUUGGCGGGGCGGCGGUGGCGUGCAGUGUGGCGAUAGGUGCGAGUGUGGUUGCCAUGGGGCGGAAUGAGGAUGCGUUGGCUGCGCUGGAAGCGACGUUUCCCAGGGUCAGGACGGUGAAGAUUACGGAGAGCGUUGAGGAUGACGUAGUUGCGCUGAAGGCUGCGGCUGGUGGACGACUCAUCGAUGCGGUAUUUGAGAUUUCUCCUCCGCAGGCUGCGAAGUCGACGCACAUCAAGAGCUGUAUUCUUGCGCUGAAGAGAGGGGGAAGGGUGAGUUUGAUGGGUGGGAUCCAGGACGACUAUCCGAUACCGGUGCGGGAGGUUAUGCGGAAGAACUUGACGUUGAGGGGGACGUGGAUGUAUAAUCGGGAACAGGUACUUGCGCUGAUCAAGAUGGUGGAGACUGGGAUAUUGAAGCUGGGGAAGCAGGGUGGUAAGAAGGAUAUCUCCGUGUUCGGGUUUGCGGAGUGGGAGAAGGCGUUCAACUAUGCGUCUGACAACGCGGGAUGGGCAACGACAGUCUUGCUGAGGCCGUGA